ACGCUUACACUCUUCUUUAGUUCUUACCUCUUCAAACCCUAGCCUCCCUGAUCCAUCCGCACCUCGAAAUUUCGGCAGCCGAUGCCUCCGCCAUCGCCGCCGUGGUCGCCUAGCACCUCUUCUAUCUAGGUUUCGUCGGUCCCUCUUCUUCCUGCGCCCUCAAGAUCUGCGCGACGACCUGAGCUCUCCGUGCUGUUUAGGGCGGCCAUGAACAGCGCGUUCAGCGAGGACAUACUCGCUGGCAAGCUCGCCAAGCUCAACAACACGCAGCAAUGCAUCGAGACGUUGUCGCAUUGGUGCAUUUACCAUAGAAAGAACGCAGAGCAAAUUGUUCAGACUUGGGACAAGCAGUUCCACAGCUUUGGCAAGGAGCAGAAGAUCCCUUUCCUUUAUCUUGCUAAUGACAUCUUACAGAACAGCAAGCGCAACGGGACAGAGUUUGUAGAAGAAUUUUGGAAGGUUCUCCCUGGGGCGCUUAAAGAUGUAAGUGAGAACGGUGAUGACCGUGGGAAGAAGGUGGCAUCUAGGCUGGUUGACAUAUGGCAAGAAAGGAGAGUUUUUGGCUCACGCGCUGGGGGUAUCAAGGAUGUGAUGCUUGGGGCAGCCCCCCUUCCUGUUUUAGAUAUGACCAAAAAACGGUCUCGCAGUUCAGCAAUAAGGAUUGUUAAAAGAGAUUCUCGUUCUGUGAAACUGAGACUAGGCAUUGGAGGAACUGCAGAGAGGAUCAUAUCUGCAUUGCACACUGUUCUCAGUGAACAAGCAGAUGAGGAUGAUGACCUGGAAAAAUGCAAGACUUCUAUGCGUCAUGUUGGAAAGAUGGAGAAGGACGUUGACAGUGCUUGUAGCAAAGCCGAAGAUCCUCGUCGCGAGGUUCUUUGCACAGAACUAAAAGAUGAGGAAGCUAACAUGAAAAAAUGCAUCGAAAAGCUAAAAGCUGUUGAGAAAAAUAGAGCAGCUAUUGUGUUUGAACUGAAGGAGGCACUGCAGGAACAGGAAUCUGAACUGGAGAAAGUCCGCACUCAGUUACAGCUAGCUGAAGCAAUGGUACAUGAAGCCUCGAACAUGCAGCGGAGACUCAAGAAUGAGCCAACCAUUCCGCUGCCCAGAUCAGCAUCGUUAGUAGAGCCAGGAAAGGUGGUCUCCAAUGGGCAAGUAAAGGAGCAGCACAAGACGGCUGCUGCUAUCCUUGCAGACAAGAUUGCAGCAUCAUCAAACUCUCAGCAGAUUCUGCAGUCUGCACUUUCGAAGUUUGCUGCCGAAGAAGCAAAGAAUUCAUCUGAAACACGCUCAGAUAAGAGGCAAAAGGCUGAACAACUAUCGCAGGUACCAAGCGUCGCAAAUGCCGCUGCUUUUGUUCCAAUGCCACAAGUGGUUGCCACAACAGCUCAGCAGCAGCCCCAGGCAAUCUUAGUGCAACAAGCACCUAUGCAGAGCCAAGCCACUGCAUCUCAGCCCCAGUACAAUAUCUACCAGGCCCCGCCCCAGCAGUUUGUCCCUCAGCCUGGAGGUGUAAUGAUGGGCAUGCCUUACAACAUGAGCUCCAUGACCCCACCGCCUCCACCGCCGCCCCAGAUGAUGAGCCUAGGAAGGCCCUCACCUUCAGCUCCACAGCCCCAGAUGGCUGUCAUGCCGCAGACUCAGCCUCCAGCGCCACCGAUGCUUCAGCAGCAGAUGCCAAUGAACCUAGGUCCUCAGAUGCAGUUCACCCUUCAACCGCCUGGCGUGCCGCCUUUCAGGCCCAUGCAGCCACCUCCUGGGAUGCAGUACUUCCAUCCCCAAUCUCAGUGACAGUUUUGGUAGCCCAGCCCUGUUAAACUUUUGACAGGUUCUCAAUUUAGCGUUGACUAGUAAGCAGGAUCUGACUGCUGUAGGGUAUACUGUUUGUGUGGUUCGUUUCGACAUAUGUUGUUGUACUGUACAUGUAAUGCGAGGAGAGGUAAAGAGCGAGGAGAGAAAUGAAGAUUAAAGAUUUCACAUAGGCCUGCUUCGUUCUCGUAAGGUGGUUUGGUGGGUUGAAUCUGCGGCUGCAAGUGAGGUGAGUUCUCUUUUCUCAUUUUUGUGCAUGCAGGUAAAGCUUCUGGGUUUCCUAAAGGGGCAGAGUUUAUGGGCCUGAUUACAUCAGCCGUUUUUUUUUGGUACCAUAGGCAACGAAAUACAGAAAUAUUAUUUUUGCAUAUUACAAUAGCCUGGAGCAAGGUGGAGCUUGCUCCUAGUCACCUAGUGCCUCAAUUAGACAACUUGCCAGCAUCGCAGUUCCAACCUCCAAGGGCAGCAAGUUCUGUAUGAAAAUUGAGGCAGAGAUGUGCUGCUGUCUUACCCCAUGCAUCUGGGAUGCUCUUAUCUAACUCAAAACAUGAUGUAAUCUCUCUCUAGUAUGCAUGAUCCCAACCCCAAGAACAUCCUUAUAUGGAGGAGGAAACAAAGUGUGAUCUUGCAGGCAAUAGAUAGCCUGCGGGAACAUGCAUUGACUGGAUGUUGCGAAUUUACCUGGCAAAUAUUUAUAUAGGUUACAUCUAAUUCAGUACUA
This is a messenger RNA of Zea mays, 2527 nucleotides long. RefSeq lists its product as uncharacterized. The coding region runs from base 208 to 1788 and encodes 526 amino acids. Gene Ontology annotation, molecular function: RNA polymerase II complex binding. Gene Ontology annotation, biological process: mRNA 3'-end processing. The transcript is spliced from 7 exons. NCBI's taxonomy places the organism in Eukaryota, Viridiplantae, Streptophyta, Magnoliopsida, Poales, Poaceae. The record is from RefSeq and is marked provisional.